Messenger RNA from Knipowitschia caucasica, 1566 nucleotides. The record is from the annotation of a GenBank genome assembly. Lineage: Eukaryota; Metazoa; Chordata; Actinopteri; Gobiiformes; Gobiidae.
AUGCCACAGAGCCCUGUGCGUCACCGAGCCACAGACCAGGUCAUGGCUCUGAAGAUGAACAAACUGAGCAGUAACAGAGCCAACAUGCUGCGAGAAGUGCAACUGAUGAACCGCCUGUCGCACCCCUGCAUCCUCAGGUUCAUGGGUGUGUGUGUUCAUGAAGGCCAGCUACACGCUCUGAUAGAGUACAUAAACGGGGGGAACCUGGAGCAGCUCCUGGACAGUAACAAGCCGCUGAGUUGGCCAAUCAGAGUGAAGCUGUCUCUGGACAUCGCGAGCGGCUUGGAUUAUCUCCACUGUAAAGGAGUGUUCCACCGGGACCUCACCUCCAAGAACUGCCUGAUCAAGUGUGAGGACAGCGGUUACUCUGCGGUGGUGGGAGACUUCGGCCUGGCAGAGAAGAUCCCCACAAACACUGCGGAGGCAGAGAAGCUGACGGUGGUGGGCUCUCCGUUCUGGAUGGCCCCUGAGGUCCUGAGGGGAGAGCGCUACAACGAGAGGGCCGAUGUGUUUUCCUUCGGGAUCGUUCUUUGUGAGAUCAUCGCCAGAGUUCAGGCCGAUCCAGACUUUCUGCCACGAACAGAGAACUUCGGCCUGGACUAUCACCAGUUCCAGAACAUGGUUGGAGACUGUCCUCACGACUUCCUGCAGCUGACCUUCAACUGCUGCAACAUGGACCCCAAACUGCGGCCCCUGUUCCCAGACAUCGUGCGACCCCUGGAGCAAAUCCUGGCUCGACUGAAACUGACGGAGCAGGACUCUGUCACCGAGGGCAACGACAUGAAGAGCCUCAGCAAAGGAGAGAAGUGCUUCAAGAGGCUGAACCCUCUGGGUUUUCAGGACGGAAAGAUCCCGCCAAAGUCGCCCCGCCCCCGACGCAACAUCUGGCUGAGCCGCAGCCAAUCAGACGUCUUCUCCUGUAAACCAGGAAGGAAAGUGAACGUGCAGGACCCGUACUACAACCCUCUGGUGCAGAAAGAGGCUAAAGCUCCGAAGGUGAACCCGUUCACGGCGAGAGAGGACCUCUGCGGCGGCAAGAUCAAGUUCUUUGAUGUUCCCACAAAGUCUGUGUUCUCUCUGGUGUUCGACCUGCACUCUCCUCCAGGGAGCGUGUUCUGUCAGAAGCCGGCUAAUGCUAACAGCGAGGACGCGUACUCAUGGCAACAGUUACCAGGACGACAGUGUCACUCACUGCCCGUGUCUCCACGGUUACCGCACUCCUUCCAACUGCCGCCUGCCGUUGUCAACCACAACAACUGCGGCUCCGUGACGUGUGACGGCAGCCAGCCGCCAGCUCUGAGCUCCAGAACAGACUCGUCUCAGAGCGACGUGAAGCAGAGAGCGGUGAGCGGCUGGAGCAGGAAGUACGUGGUGGUGGAGAUCCCCCCCUUCUGCUGCAGGACACCCCCUGGGGCCGGUCCUGGAUCAGACCCUGGAUCAGACCCUGGAUCAGACCCUGGAGCUGGCUCUGGGUCUGGGGGCUGUGACUGGGCCCUCGUACCCCCCUCUGAGAAGAACAGCUCUGAGGCCAUGGACGUGUGCAGCCUGGAGGAGCCUCAUGUUUAG